Messenger RNA from Brenthis ino (lesser marbled fritillary), 987 nucleotides. The record is from the annotation of a GenBank genome assembly. NCBI's taxonomy places the organism in Eukaryota, Metazoa, Arthropoda, Insecta, Lepidoptera, Nymphalidae.
AUGGUGAAAACAGUGAUUUCAAAACCAAUAUUGAGUUAUACAGAACAAAGUUGUUCCACAAGUAUUAUACAUAAAGGAACAAAAGAUAAUCCUAAGAAAACCACGCAAUCUGCCGACCACUUCUACUGUAAAACACCAAAUAAUGAAAUUUGCAAAAGUUGUGGAGAUUGUGAUCAAGUAAAUCGUCAAAAUUCUACAAAAGGACGCAACAUGAUAUUUAAAAAUCCUCAUCCUCAGAAACCAACUUCACAAAUUAAACAAAACAAACAUACAAAUAAAAAAUAUGACAUACAUCAAUAUUAUAGAAAUGAAAAUUAUAAAUCAUGUGAUUCUUUGAAUGAUAUAAGAAAAGUAUCCUUAAAAACGAUUUUGGAACAACCCGAGAAAGUAUCAAGUUCAGAAAACAGCAUCUUUCAAGUAUGUCCAGAUUCUGAUGAAGAAGUAACUUUGAUGGACCUAAAUAAAGAUGAAAAUAUACAAAACAUAAAAGAAUUUAGGAAAAACAAUUAUUUUGAAUGCCAUUCAGCCAAAUCCAGACUAUAUAGUAAGGGUAGUGUUACCAGCUUAAGUGAUCAUAAAUGUGCAUAUAGAUUUUAUUUAAACGAUAGAUUAUUUCCCGUCCCUAUAAAUACAGAUCACCAAAACAAUGUACGCUGUAUAGAAUGUCAUCUACCAAUGAAAAAUAAUUCUGAACCAAAAGGCAUGAUACAAGCUAAAGUAAAAUUAAAUAAUAAACUCCAAGAUAUGUUAUUAAUGUUGCCAGUUCAAAAUUCUGUAAUAAUAAAGGAGAGAAGGAGACGAGAGAUUAAAAAUGAUGAUUGCAUAUACUUUGGUAUAGUUAAAUUAGAUCUAAACGGAGAUUCUAUUUUUAAAAGAACUUUGCCAGAAGAUUCUUUAGCGUUAAGAUAUCAAAAAGGGUAUAGAGAACAUGCCACUAGAGAAAAAUAUGAAUAUGAAAAAAUUGCUAAAGAUGAUGUCAUAAUAAUU